This is a messenger RNA of Lampris incognitus (smalleye Pacific opah), 3786 nucleotides long. It is a transcript of the gene stam2, whose product is annotated as signal transducing adaptor molecule (SH3 domain and ITAM motif) 2. NCBI's taxonomy places the organism in Eukaryota, Metazoa, Chordata, Actinopteri, Lampriformes, Lampridae. Gene Ontology annotation, molecular function: ubiquitin binding; phosphatidylinositol binding. Gene Ontology annotation, cellular component: endocytic vesicle. The record is from RefSeq and is a predicted model, not a curated record. Gene Ontology annotation, biological process: signal transduction.
UAAGGAAGAGAGAUAUCUGGGUAGUCUAGGGGGAAUAUAUCCACUUGCGUUUCUCCAUUUAAAAAGCAUCUGUCUUUAUUUUUUACACUGACAACAUGCCGCUGUUCGCUCAGAAUCCGUUUGAUCAAGAUGUGGAGAAGGCGACCAGUGAAACCAACACAGCAGAUGAUUGGGGCCUCAUUAUGGACAUCUGUGAUAGGGUUGGAACGACACCUAGUGGAGCAAAGGACUGUCUCAGAUCCAUCAUGAAGAGAGUAAACCACAAGGUGCCUCAUGUUGCUAUGCAGGCGCUCACAUUGCUGGGUGCCUGUGUAUCCAACAGUGGCAAAAUAUUCCACUUAGAAAUCUGCUCACGAGAGUUUGCCAGUGAAGUGCGGACCGUGCUGAGCAGGGCCCACCCUAAGGUAUGUGAGAAGCUAAAGGCUCUGAUGGUGGAGUGGGCUGAUGACUUCCAAAAGGAUCCGCAGCUCAGUCUCAUCAGUGCUACUAUCAAGUCUCUCAAAGAGGAUGGCAUCAGCUUCACCUCCACAGGCUCACAGGGAUCCAACACAAAGGUCAACACACCUGCUGCUAGCAAAGCCUCUGACGAUGACAACGACCUGGCCAAAGCCAUCGAGCUCUCACUGCAGGAGCAGAAGCAGCAGGGGGACACCCGGCCCGUGGCGGUGACCCCCGACCCACCUCUCAACACUAAUGGCGGUGGAGGUCGAGAGGCCCGGAAGGUGCGCGCGCUCUAUGACUUCGAGGCAGCAGAGGAUAACGAGCUGACCUUCAAAGCCUCCGAGCUCAUCCUGGUUUUAGAUGACAGCGACCCAAACUGGUGGAAAGGAGAGAACCACAGAGGUGUGGGGCUCUUCCCAUCCAACUUUGUGACAACGAACCUGAAUGCCGAGCCUGAGAUCAUCGCGUGCUCUGAAAAGCCAGCCAGCCCAGUAGAGACCAGCCUUGAGACCAAAGUGGAACCUGAGCCAGUCUUCAUUGACGAGGAGAAAAUGGACAAAACGUUGGCACUGCUGCAGAACACAGACCCUGCCGAUGCAGCUCCCGACUGCCCAGAAUUGGUCCAACUGGAGGGUGCGUGCGAGCAAAUGAACCCGAUGAUUGAUGAGCAACUGCAAGAGAUUGACAGGAAGCACUCUGAGUUGUCAGAGCUGAAUGUGAAGGUCUUGGAGGCCCUGGAGUUGUAUAACAAGCUGAUGAAUGAGGCUCCAUUCUUAUCGGCCUACCCCAAGAUGCAGCCACAGGCUCACUACCCACCUCCUGCCUCAACUGUAGCCAUGCAGGGCUACCCAGGCCAGGCUGGUGGUUCCUAUCUGCCCCCAGGGCUGCCCCAGGGCCCCCCAGCUCAGACGUACAACCUGCCCAGUGAUCAGCCUGGAACCCUCCAUUCCUUGCCCCCCAACAUCUCCGCCCCACCCAACGGCCAACCUGACCCUUACAUGAGCAGUGGUAUGAAUGGUCAGUACAUGAACCAAGCUGCUGGAGCCCCUUACCAACCUCAGAUGGGUAUGGCCAUGGACAUGUCCGCCUAUCAGAAUGCAAACUCCAACAUGCCUCCUGGCUCCUACACAAUGGCGGCUCCCUCUCACCCAGCACCACAACAGCAGGCAGCAGCAUACUACCAACAGCCCCUCCUGUAAGACUCAGACGGACAGACCUGAGAUGAAAGCAUCACCCAAAUAUUUCAGUUUAAUGGGGUGCGUUCAAUUCAGCCUACCUUGCGUGUGUGCGUGUGUGUUGGGGGGGCGGGGGGGGGGUGUCAUUGCUUUAGGACUAUUCCUUUGGUCGUCUUUUGCACGUGAAUCAGUUAAGCUGAGUCAAGCACACACUGGUAAUUUGAAAUAGUUGAGGCAUGUGUGUAAGAAAGGUCCACUACACAAUUGAGUCAAGACUGUGUGCGCAGAUCCCCGACCCCCUGACGAUAAACAUAUCUACAUCUGAGAGUGUGCUCAUUCCCACCCUCCUCCUCAUCUUCACAAGGAUCCAAUGUCAAAUAAGCACGGGGUUUCACUACUGGUGGAAGACAUACUGAUGAAGAAAUGAACAUUUUAGUACUCAAACGUACAGUACAGUCAUUUUCAACAGGAGGGAAAGGAGGGUCAGUGUCUCUCAUCCUAGAUUGUACAUUAUUUCGUUCAUCUAUUUUUUUUUUGCUUUUAAAACCAUCUUUCUCUUUCCUUUUUAACUCGUCUGUCUCUUUGUGUAUCCAUUUUAAGGAAGGUGUGGCCAGCUGGGCCAAGUUCUUUAUCCUCUCGUGCAAUUUGCCAGCCUUUUUCUCUCUUCUCAUCCGCCUCAUAGGCAAAUGCACGUAAACAGUUUGGUUUGGUGAAAGAGCUCAGGUUUUUAACCAGGCCGCUGCUUUUUUUGAACCUGUGUUAGAGAGGGCACCGAUGCUUACUCCAGUACAACGUGUGGACAGUUGUUCUUCACCAGUGUCCAGCCCUUCACCAGUGUCCAGCCCUUCUCGCUGAUCUCGUUCCAAAUCUGCAGUGCUUACAGACAUACAGCUCAAUGCUCAUAAAUUGCAUUAACAUGAAUAUGCAUUUAAGAAAAUUAAUUUCAAGUAUAUAAUAACAUUUGUAUUCAUAUUUAUGCUUCAAAAGGUAAGACCACAAUAUAGUAAUUCCCCUGCCUUUCAACACAAUUAGUUUGGUCAUAAUUUCUGGUUUGCACGUGCACCCAUGUGUUUGUUUUUUUGUUUUUUUGUUUUCGUGUGUGCUCGUGCUCGUCCUGUAUGCCAUCUGAUCCUAGUGAUGUUGAAUUUUCAAAAGGUCAGCGGCAACAUAAUGGCAGCCCAUCCCCUGUGCCAUUAGAUUGUAAUGGGUUACUUGAGAAAUGAUGAGAAUUUCUGGCUAGAGAGUUCAGCUGCCCUUCGUCCAUCCAUCAGGAAAAGCUGCAUUUAUUUAUCAUAAUCACAUCAGCCGCAUUCUGCUUGUCCUCUCUGUGGCGUGGGCUGUCUUUUCCACCCGAUGUUAACUUGAAGUCUCUGCAAUUUAGAUUCCAUAUCUGCUAUUUUAUUAUAAGGUUUCGUGCCGAUUGUUAUUCCACCUUUUUUUGGACCUUUUUUUUUAAAAUUGCAAACCAUUUCACGUGUGUUUUGAUUUGUAUAUGAUUUGGUACAUUAUAGAUUCAUUGUUUUCAUGCUUUGACAGUAAUGUAAACAAUCAUUAUUCUCACCUUUCUUUUGCUUUUACGUUGAUGACCAGGCAAAAUAUGAAGCAUUCUGUUUUCAGUUCAUCAUAAAUCCUAACACGAGCAAGCAACCUGUCAGUAAAAUGAAGAAACGGCUGGUCGAGAUCAUAUAGUUCAAACCAAAUAGUUGUUUUCUGUAUGUGCGUGUGCGUAUGUGUGUGUGUCUAUAUAUGUGUGUGUGUGUGUGUGUGUGUUAGAAGUAAGGAGCAGAUUUCUUUGCAUCUACAGUUUGUUGUUGGUUCUUUAGCUUGAUAGAUUCAGCCUAGUGCAGAGCGUCUACUCUUCUUUACUCGCCUCAUGUAAAAGGCACUGUAUAUUAGAUGUAAGAUAUCUGGUUUUGUCAGUGUCAGCAUUGCACCUUAACUUUGUAAACAUUUAUGUACCACUGGAUGCCUUGUUUUCUGUAGAAAUCAAAUUGCGACACGAAAACAACUUCGGGAACGGUCUUCUGUCUCAGAAGCUGCUGUAUAUCUAGAAUUCUGUAUAUUUAAGGAUAUUCCAGGGAAAGUUCCUGUAUCCAGCAUUUUAAAGUCCUUUUGUAACACAGCAAACUCUAAUGUUCUUUCAAAAAUAAAUACUCAUCUGUGUUCAAAA